GCUGGGGGCGCGCCGUGACGCGCCGGGGUGGCGGUGGGAGCUGCGCUCGCAGCUGAGCCCCGUUUCUCUAGUGCCGCAGUAUGCCUGGUACUGAGAGCUGAAUACCCACACCCAGGGCUGGGGCCGUAGCAGAAAGGAAGGCCGGGAGGCUGCCUGGCGGAGGCGGUGCCGCUCCGAGUGGGCGGGGCUAGUCCAGGCUCCGCCCCGCCCCCUACCGCUCCGCUCCGCUAGUGCCCGGCACGCCGCCGCCAGUACUGCCGGCUCCGGGCUAUGGAUGCCCCGGGGGCUCCGGCCCCGACCGCCGCCCCCGGCCCGGGCAGGAAGGAGCUGAAGAUCGUGAUCGUGGGCGACGGCGGCUGCGGCAAGACCUCGCUGCUCAUGGUGUACAGCCAGGGCUCCUUCCCCGAGCACUACGCCCCGUCGGUGUUCGAUAAGUACACGGCCAGCGUGACGGUUGGCAGCAAGGAGGUGACCCUGAACCUCUACGACACGGCCGGGCAAGAAGACUAUGACCGGCUGCGGCCCCUGUCCUACCAGAACACCCACCUCGUGCUCAUCUGCUAUGAUGUCAUGAACCCCACCAGCUAUGACAACGUCCUCAUCAAGUGGUUCCCUGAGGUCACGCAUUUCUGCCGUGGGACCCCCAUGGUGCUCAUCGGCUGCAAGACGGACCUGAGGAAGGACAAGGAGCAGCUGCGGAAGCUCCGGGCCGCCCAGCUGGAGCCCAUCACCUACAUGCAGGGCCUGAGCGCCUGUGAACAGAUCCGAGCUGCUCUCUACCUGGAAUGUUCUGCCAAGUUUCGGGAGAAUGUGGAGGACGUCUUCCGGGAGGCCGCCAAGGUGGCUCUCAGUGCUCUAAAGAAGACACAGCGGCAGAAGAAGCGCCGGCUCUGCCUGCUGCUGUGACCCAGGGCAGUUGGCCCUCGAGACAGCACUGACAGGGCCCGGGACCCCAGGGGCCAACUGCACUGGGAGGCUGCCCCAUCCCCACCCUCCAGCUCCUGGUGUCUGGGGCCUGUGGCUAGACUCUUGGAACAUUCAGGAACUCUAUCCUUUCCUGGCUGGGGCUCUGACCACAAACUCCCCUCCAGGCUCCCCCUGGGGUGCAGUGGUGAUGUGGGUACAGGAGCCAGUGUCUGUCCUCAGGACUCAAAGUGCCCUCAUCACAGCUGCCCCCGCCACAAGGGUCUCCUCAGUGCAGACCCAAGUUAUGCUUGGAAUGAACAGUCCAUCUGGUGGUGGGUAAAUGUGGACCUGGCACUAUUCCACAUGGGCGCCCAGGCCCGCCACUCCUAUGUCCCUGCCUCCCUGGGCUCUGGAGAUAGGCACCGCUGUAUCCUCCAGCUCCUUCCUUCCUCCCCCAGGAACUCGGGGGCCACCACAGGGGCCGGGCCUAUCAGGAGAACAGUCUGCAGCCCGGUGGCAGGGCUGGCACCAACCCCUCCCAUCUCCAUUCCACAUGGAAGACGUCAACCUUCAGCUUGGCCUGUGUCUUCGGAGAGCUGGGAGCAUGUGCCCACGGGGCAGACAAAAUAGCCUCUCAGAUGUUAAAAGUAUACCCUGGACCCCCCAUCUGACCACCCCCUCGAAGUCUCAUCCAAUGCCCCCACUGUCAGGGACUCAGGAUGGGAAGAGCCAUCGGCUCCCCACGUCGUGAGCUAGUUUUUUGUGGAGUUUCCCCCCACUGGCAGGACAGGACCGGCCCAUUUAACUAUCAAUCAUCAAGCUCCCAACCUGCUGUUCCUCAAGCCUCGGUUCUACCAGCCUGUGGAGUCCAGGAGGCAAGACAUCCCAGCCUCCUUUGAGAACUAAGAGAAUCAACUCCCAGCCCGCGUGGGACAGUUUCAGAGCCGGUUCACAGACUGCCUGUGUCACCAACAGCCAGAUACCUAAUCCCUAAGCCUCCUUUGAAAAGGUCUGGGGUCGAGGGUCCAGUUUUCUUGGGGGCAGGGAAUGGAGUCUCGCUGUUGCCCAGGCUGGAGUGCGGUGGUGUCCUCUUGGCUCACUGAAACCUCCACUUCCCGGGGUUUAAGCAGUUCUCCUGCCUCAGGCUCCUGAGUAGCUGGGAUCACACGCACAUACCACCAUGCCUGGCUGAUUUUUGUAUUUUCAUUACAGAUGGGGUUUCACCAUGUUGGUCAGGCUGGUCUUGAACUCCUGACAUGAUCUACCCACCUCAGGCUCCCAAAGUGCUGGGAUUACAGGCAUGAACCACCUCGCAGGACUUAAGCAUUCCAGGGGAUUUUGGUGCCCAACAGGGGUCGCAAGCUGCUCGGCUCUGGAGUGCACCUAGGAAUUAGUGUCGUCUGAGAUGGGAUGCAGCUCCUGUUCUUGCUGGUAUCUCCUGCCUCAGCCCCCUAGCCCAGUGCUGAGGCAUCAGCUAAGCCUGAGCUUCCAAGAAGUCAGGUCACCAAGGGAAGAAGCCUUCUGAGACCCACCUUACCCAGGUUCCCAAGGCCCUGCCAUCCCCUGGGGAAUCAACCAAGGAGCUCUUGUUCUCAAAGAACCCAAGGCCCCGUGGACAAACAAUGGUCUAAGGUAGAGGUCUGCAAACUACAGCCUAUGGGCCACAUCUGGCCACAGCCUGAUUUGUAAAUAAAGUUUUAUUGGAACACAGCCACGCCUA
Messenger RNA from Cebus imitator (Panamanian white-faced capuchin), 2626 nucleotides. It is a transcript of the gene RHOF, whose product is annotated as ras homolog family member F, filopodia associated. The coding region runs from base 271 to 906 and encodes 211 amino acids. The record is from RefSeq and is a predicted model, not a curated record. Lineage: Eukaryota; Metazoa; Chordata; Mammalia; Primates; Cebidae. Gene Ontology annotation, molecular function: GTPase activity; GTP binding. Gene Ontology annotation, biological process: small GTPase-mediated signal transduction; cell migration. The transcript has 5 exons.